AUGGUGAUAGUGCGUAAGCAAGAGAUCAUAAAGAUAACAGAGCAGCUGAUAGAAGCCAUCAACAAUGGAGAUUUUGAGGCUUAUACAAAAAUCUGUGAUCCUGGCUUGACCUCAUUUGAACCUGAAGCACUGGGGAACCUGGUUGAAGGAAUGGAUUUCCAUAAGUUUUACUUUGAGAACUUACUGUCGAAGAACAGCAAGCCAAUACACACCACCAUCCUGAACCCACACGUCCACGUCAUUGGCGAAGAUGCUGCCUGCAUCGCGUACAUCCGCCUGACACAGUACAUCGAUGGCCAAGGCCGGCCCCGCACCACGCAGUCUGAAGAGACCCGCGUCUGGCACCGCCGAGAUGGCAAGUGGCUCAAUGUCCACUACCACUGCUCUGGAGCUCCUGCAGCACCUCUCCAGUGAGGAUCAAAUACGGCAACUUGUGGAGAUACUCAGCUGGAGGGCAAUAUCUUCUUAGCAAGCAGCUCUGGAGUGCCUGAGUAACAGCAAUGGUCAUGUCUGUUUUGACAUUAAAAAAAAAAUAAAUACAAAUUACAAACAGGCAGCAGCCAAAUGCACGAAACCCUGCAUGCAUCUGAUGCUCCGGGCGCUGCCUUUCUGUUGUUUUCCAUGGAUCCAUCGUGUCUGUUUCUGCUGUACGAAGGUGUU
Molecule: messenger RNA, 660 nt
Organism: Apaloderma vittatum (bar-tailed trogon)
Lineage: Eukaryota; Metazoa; Chordata; Aves; Trogoniformes; Trogonidae
Product: calcium/calmodulin-dependent protein kinase type II subunit gamma-like
Exons: 5
Coding region: 1-414 (137 amino acids)
Biological process (GO): protein phosphorylation
Molecular function (GO): calcium/calmodulin-dependent protein kinase activity; calmodulin binding
Source: RefSeq, a predicted model, not a curated record